Molecule: messenger RNA, 708 nt
Organism: Symbiodinium necroappetens
Lineage: Eukaryota; Dinophyceae; Suessiales; Symbiodiniaceae
Source: the annotation of a GenBank genome assembly
AUGCAUGGCCUCAACGACUUGGGAUACUACGACACACAGACUCCUCUGAUGGCGGCCACGAAGUCGCAUCAAGACCCGGCUGUGCUGACCACGCUUGUUGAGCUCCGCGCAGAUCCCAAUGGUCGUGCUAGUAGGACACAGCUGUCGUCCUUAUACAUGUGCCGAUCACCUGGACACGUGAGGGCGCUGCUGGAGCAGAAGGCAGAGCUCGAGCACUCUGCAUUGCACGGUGCAGCAGCUUUAGCAGGUCCAGAUACGCUUCGAGAGCUUCUGAAGCGCCAGUGCGAUCCGAACUAUAUCCUAGCUGGACGACAGGAGCGAUUUGGGCCAUUGCACGCAGUAGCAUUGUUUUCGCUGAGCAAUCGGCAUGCCGUGGAGGCUGCCAGACUUCUACUGGAGCAUCGUGCAGACGUCAACUCGCGCUCCGCUCCAUCGGACGACUUCUUGUGGGAAUGCCGGAAGGCCCGUAUGCGGGUGGCGGUUCUUGGGUUUGCCAACUGCAACAUGAUGACUCGCCUGCGGGCCUCUAUGUCUGGGAUCAGCCCACUGGGCUACGCAGCCUUGGUCGGCCAUGGGCAGCUGGCGCAGCUCUUCCUCGACUACGGAGCCGAUCCGACUCCGAACGACCACGGGGACACGCCGGAAGACCUGGCGCGCAGGAGCCACCACUACCACCUGAUCCCGAUGCUUGCGACCUUUGCCACCUGA